CUAGCCUGCAGGCUGCAGCCAUGGCUACGUCAACUCAUCCAAUAGUUUCAUGCACCAACAUCAAUUCCUUCUCCACCAACUCGUCUUCUCCCCGUAACUUUUCCAGACCACCUUCCCAAAUCUUCCUCAACCCCAACCCCAGCAGGGCAGCAAGGCGUGGUGACGCCGUUAAGAUCCGGUGCGCAGCCUCGUCGGAGGGGCGUGAUGAAAACCCGGACAGCCUCUCUAAGGCGAAACUCGACCGGAGAAAUGUCCUUCUGGGCCUCGGCGGUCUCUACGGCGCUUACAACUUGGGCGCCGGCGGGUCCAACCCCUUUGCCCUGGCCGACCCUGUGCCGCUCCCUGACGUCGCCAACUGCGGCCCUGCUACCAUUUCGUUCAGCUCUUGUAAAGUGCCAUACCGCUGUUGCCCUCCCAUCACGGAUACUACAAAGGUUGAGUACUAUAAGAUCCCCAGUUUUUCCAAGCUUAAUGUCAGACCGGCCGCUCACGCGGUAGACGCCGCCUACUUGGAGAAGUACAAGACCGCCAUUAAGCUAAUGAAGGAGCUUCCCCCCAGUGAUCCCCGAAGCUUCGACAAUCAAGCUAAGGUCCACUGCGCUUACUGCAAUGGCGCUUAUCUUCUCAACGGCAACCCCUAUCAGAUCCACUUCAACUGGUUCUUCUUCCCUUUUCACAGAUGGUAUCUGUACUUCUUCGAAAGGAUCAUGCAAAGCAUGAUUAACGACCCAACAUUCACGUUGCCGUACUGGAACUGGGACAAUCCACCGGGCAUGACUUUCCCGGGGAUCUUCGACGACGAGAACCAGUUGUCGCCGCUGUACGACCAGUACCGCAACCAGGACCACCGCUACGGACACGUGCUGGAUCUGGCAUACUCCGGCGACGACAUCAUCGCCCCCGACCCCACAAAGGUGAAAAACAAUCUUGCGAUUAUGUACCGGCAAAUGAUAACCAACGCGCCGUGUCCGUUGCUCUUCUUCGGCAAACCUCUUCGCGCUGACAAUACGCAGAGUUCCGGCAUGGGGACCAUCGAGAACAUCCCGCACAACUCCGUCCACCGAUGGGUGGGGGACCCCAGAAGCGCUAAUCAUGAGGACAUGGGUAACUUCUAUUCUGCUGCUAAUGAUCCGGUGUUUUAUUCCCUCCAUUCCAAUGUAGAUCGCAUGUGGACCAUUUGGAAGACUCUGGGUGGGAAACGUACGGAUAUCGCCGACAAAGAUUGGCUGGAUACUGAGUUCCUCUUCUUCGACGAAACCAAGACUGCCGUGAAGGUUAAGGUUAGAGAUUGUCUGGACAACGAGAAGCUUGGGUACACUUUUCAGGAUAUGCCCAUUCCAUGGAAGGAUUUCAAACCCACCAGGAAAAGAACGGUAAAAUUGAGCAUCACGGAGUCAGUGCCCGCAUCCACCGACGUCUUGCCGGCACCAUUGAGCAAGAAUUUAACGUUUUACGUGACGAGAUCAACAUCGGUUCCUGAGACACAGGAGGAGAUGCUGAAUCUUGACCUAGUCUACGACGACACCAAGUUUAUACGGUUCGAUGUGUUCCUGAACGAGGACGAGGACGUGAAUACGGUGGAGCUGGACAGGACGGAGUACGCCGGAAGUUUUGGCAACUUGCCGCAUGUGCAUGAGGGUGGCUCCGCUACUCCCAAGACGACCACUUUUAACCUGGCGAUCUCGGAGCUGAUUAAGGACUUGGACCUGGAAGGUGACGACAAGGUUCUGGUGACACUGGUGCCAAAAGUUGGGGGUAGUUUUGUCACCGUCAACAAUGCCUAUAUCAAUACUCUGGAUUGCUAGUUAAGAUCCAUCUAUCCAUGCAUGUUGUACGUCUGCCUAGCUAGCUAGCUCCCUACCGUACCGGUGGCGCUAGCUACUUGAAAUAAGCUAGCUAAUUAAGGUGUUUGUUUUUGUUAGUUGUAAUAAUAAGUGUUCACUCCACAAAUCCUAUAGGGGUAGAGGUGUGGGACUUCUGACUAUAGGAAUUUCGUCUUUUGUGAGUGAGCUAGUAAUAAUAAGUGUGUUAAUGUAUGUGUAGUGGUUGGUAAUUGAGUUUUUGCAGUCAUCCAGUAAUUGUAAUGUCUCUUAAUUUUCUAGUGUAAUAAGCCUUGCAUUUCUUGUUGUCUUA
Messenger RNA from Ipomoea nil (Japanese morning glory), 2133 nucleotides. RefSeq names its product catechol oxidase B, chloroplastic-like. Gene Ontology annotation, molecular function: catechol oxidase activity. NCBI's taxonomy places the organism in Eukaryota, Viridiplantae, Streptophyta, Magnoliopsida, Solanales, Convolvulaceae. The transcript is spliced from 2 exons. The record is from RefSeq and is a predicted model, not a curated record. Gene Ontology annotation, biological process: pigment biosynthetic process. Bases 21 to 1805 code for a protein of 594 amino acids.